Molecule: messenger RNA, 1537 nt
Organism: Mercenaria mercenaria
Lineage: Eukaryota; Metazoa; Mollusca; Bivalvia; Venerida; Veneridae
Exons: 7
Coding region: 173-1300 (375 amino acids)
Source: RefSeq, a predicted model, not a curated record
AGUUCAAUGCGUUUGUUAAAAUAUACUGACCUUGAAUGUAUGACAUAUGUAUAGUUUGAUUUUGACGUUUGAGAGUUUCAUUUAUAGACUCGUCCGCCGAAUAGGAAAAUCAGCAUGAUUUACCUUGCCUUAUUUAGAUGACUAUUGCAGGCAAACACCCUUGAGUUUGAAAAUGACAACGAGUUUUUACAUUUGUUUUCUUGGUGUUGGAUUACAGCUUAUUAAUGCCCAGCAACUGCUGAAUGUUCCAAGUAAACUGUCAGAACUAGCUGCCAAACUACAUCACGAUAAAGACAUCCAGAAUGAUAUUAACAUACUUGCACGUGAUGGUCAGCAGGUUGCAAAUUCGUUCAAACGAAUGCUAGAAGCUGAUGGUAGUAAAAUACUCACGGAGAAAAAUCGCCUUGUAAAGACAAGUAAUCCAACAGACGUGGAAGUAGACACCUUAAGAAAAACAUUAAAAGCCGCAAGAGACUCUCUGACAUCCAAACAUAAAGAUAUAAUUACACUGGAAAAAGACAUUCACAUUAGCAUAGCAACUUGCAACGGUAGAAAGAAACAACAUGACACAGAAAGGCAGACUACAAAUCUAAAACUUGAAACAAUCCCAAAGGAAAUUGCUAGCUUAAAUGAAAAGAUAAAAGCACAUGAUGACAGCAUAGGCACUUAUGAUAAAAGUGCCCAAGACCUAGAUAAUCAAGCAGAAAAUCUAAGAAGGGCAGCGAGGAAGAAGAAAAGGAAGGGUUUGUUUGGUGGCUUAGUUGGUGGUAUUGUUGGCGUUGCUCUUGCACCGUUUACAGGCGGGGCAAGUUUAAAAAUUGCUGCAGCUGCAGCUGGAAUUCAUGCUGGUGUAAAUCUGAAUGACGCUGAUGAUUGUAAUAGAAAUGCCCGACGUCUCAGAGAUGAAGCAACGUCGAAGCGGCAACAAGUACAAACCUUAAGAUCAAAACGAGAUACGCUGGAGGUAGAGAAACGGACUUUAGAAUCUCAAAUCAGAACCCUCCAGACAAGUUCAGAUGAAUUACAAGAUGCGGCUGGUGGAUUACAAGAGGUAAGCGAUUACCUUCGUUCGUCAGUCAACGUCAUCAAUGAUUUACUGCGAGCAAUUGAGAACAUGGAUACAGCGAUGAAAGAUGCAGAACUGCAGAGUAACUCCUUUGUGAUAAUUCAGAAUGCGUUUGCUCGUUAUCCGGAAACUUUAGGGGCCAAGUCACAGCCUUAUCUUGAUAAACUUAAGGAGAAAUGGACACGUCUUGAGAACAUACUUGUGCAACAUGGGGCGAAAGAAAGUCUGACCUAGGUGAACGUUUUGUCAAAUGUCGAAAUUGUAAAAUAUUUGAAACAUUUCAUCGUAUAAAUGCUCUUUGUGAAAUAAAAAAGACCUCGUGCAAUUAACAAUACAAAAAUACGUUAAAUUUCUUUUCUUUUAUUUGAUCUUGUGGGCGAUUGUGAGAAAUGUGUGUUCAGAUGACAAACUACAAAAACAUUUGUGAAUAUAUUUACCUUCUGAUAUUAAAGAUUAACUAAUCGAACAAAA